UGUUGUUUUAUAAAUCGUUGAUGAUAAAAGUAUCCAAACCUUCAAAACCCCAUCAUCAUCGUGGUGCAAACAGAGAAAAAUGGCCGUCGCGAACCAGUGUUUAUCAUAUACCCGUUUCGUCACAGUCAGAGGAACCCAAUCCUCUCCUUUGCAGCGAAAACCUCUUCUCUUCUCCUUCACUCUUCCUUCUCGCUCUCAAAACCUCUACUCUUCAAUUGUCACCGCCUCUUCCAAAAAGAAAAACAAUAAGAAAAAAUUGACUCAUGUUACCAAGGGGAAUGAAGAGGAGGAGGAGGAGGAGGAGGAGGAUGCUUUUGAGUUGCUAUUCAAGAAACUUGAAGAAGAUCUCAAAAACGAUGAUGAUUUGUCUAAAGAUGAUAGCGAUGAGGACGACGAGAUAAGUGAAGAAGAUUUUGCUUUGUUAGAACGUGAGUUGGAAGGUGUGUUGGGUGAUUUUGAUGCUGAAUUGUUGAACACAGAUAUCAGCGAAACACAAGGUGAUAAUGAUGUAGAGAAAAGUAGCGGUGAUGGAAAUGAGAAUUCGCUGAAGCUUAGAACUUGGCAAUUAAAUAUGUUGGCUAGAGCAUUGAAAACUGGACGCCGCAAACUAAGUAUAAAAGCUCUUGCUGCCGAGCUCUGUCUUGAUAGAGCUCUUGUUCUUGAUUUGCUUCGUAACCCUCCCCCGAGUCUUCUGAUGCUGAGCCUAUCGAUUCCUGAUGAACCUAAACCAUCAGCAGUAUCACCUGAAACUACGCCCGGAGAUUCUUUUUAUAAAGAAACAAGUGCAGAUCAUGCUCAUGCAGAAUCUGGACCGAAGAAGUCUAACUUACCUAUUCAUGACAUGCAACAGAAUUGGUCUUCUCGAAAGAGAUUGAAAAAGGCUCAACUUGACACGCUGGAGAGAGUUUACAUGAGAUCAAAGCGGCCCACUAAUGCAAUGAUUAGUAAUAUUGUGCAUGUUUCAAACAUUCCGCGGAGAACUGUUAUCAAGUGGUUUGAAGACAAACGUGCCGAGGAGGGGGUUCCAGAACAUCGUCUUCCUUACCAGCAGUCUGCUAAUGAAACAAGUUGAAGAUUUUAUUUUCUUAGUUGUUUUUAAUGAUGCAAGCUAUAUGAGAAAUCUUUUCAGUUGUAUGAAAAAAAAUGUUUCACCAGCAUUGAUCACGCUUUGAGGGUGAGUUAUAUAAGGAAGUUGAAGUACCGCUGAUGGUGAUUAUUAAGUUGAUUACAACACCAAUUAUCAAAUUCCCUCAAAAAAGAGUCCGCUAUAAUGUCAAACACCAAAUGUUCUCGUAUUUAUUUUUAAGCUUUACGCAAUGUUGCAAAUUGGCAAAAGAUGUUUCCAUGCAAAAGGCUGUGUCCGCGGUAUUCUCAUCGUUGCUUGUAUCAAAAUCAAAAUAUUUAUUUAUAAUAAAAAAUCAACCCAUCAUUUCCUUUUUAA
This is a messenger RNA of Medicago truncatula (barrel medic), 1441 nucleotides long. Its product is annotated as protein OVEREXPRESSOR OF CATIONIC PEROXIDASE 3. Gene Ontology annotation, biological process: regulation of transcription by RNA polymerase II. NCBI's taxonomy places the organism in Eukaryota, Viridiplantae, Streptophyta, Magnoliopsida, Fabales, Fabaceae. The record is from RefSeq and is a predicted model, not a curated record. Gene Ontology annotation, cellular component: nucleus. The transcript is spliced from 4 exons. Gene Ontology annotation, molecular function: DNA binding; DNA-binding transcription factor activity, RNA polymerase II-specific. The coding region runs from base 80 to 1072 and encodes 330 amino acids.